Molecule: messenger RNA, 2242 nt
Organism: Porites evermanni
Lineage: Eukaryota; Metazoa; Cnidaria; Anthozoa; Scleractinia; Poritidae
Source: the annotation of a GenBank genome assembly
AUGCCUCCAAAAAAGGCAUCGCCUGCAGCAAAAACAGCUCCUAAAACUACAACACAAAGGUCUGCAGCAAGGUCUACCACUAAACCCGUGCAGGGGACGAAGAAGCCAAGCACGACAGCUGCCAAACCAGGGGCUAGCGGCGUGAAGGCCGGGGCUACAGCAAAGAAAGGUGGUACAUCGCCUACUAAAGGACAAUCCAAAGGAAAGGAGACCUCCGCAGCGCCUCAGGUACUUGAAAAUGGUCCCAGUACAAAUCUGCCCCUUUUGUUUCCAUGGUAACUUUUGAUAUCAGCAUUUAACGUCAUUAGCGGGGUCUAUUUAAGCAAUAGAAAACGUUUUCCGUGUUUGCAUAGCCUGAUAUAAACCCAAGAGGGGUUGGGAGAAUUCAAGACAGUUAUGCAAACCCUGGACUUCAUCUCAGGUUUGCACAAUUAACUGUCUCGAAUUCUCCCAACCUCUCUCCCUAAUUUUGAGCCCUAAUAUGCUCAUUGUAUAUAAAAAGGAAUACCUGAUUCCAGGUUACAAGGCAGGUUGUGCACCAUGAGUGUAUGAGAUUGGCCUAAUUUUCUUGAAAAAAUUGAAAUUUUAUCAACUGAGAGCAGAACCCCCUGCUCCCGCCCCCCAACCAGGCCCACCCUCAUGAGCACAAUCAUCCCAUUCAUUAUGACAUGGAUGUGGCGAGGACAUCAUAGAGAGUCUUAAAUGAGGUACAGACUGGUGUCAAACAUAAGUGUCUUGUCAGUGAUGAGAAACAUGUACCUGCAAAAAUGUCACAGCAGAAACCUCACUACAUGAAUGAUCCAAAUCAUUUUAAAAUUUUGGGAAAAUUGUCUGCAAUUAUUCAGAACUAAAACACAGAAAAAGUCAAUAUGCAAUGUUAUCCUGUAGAUUUGGUGAUCCAUUUGAGAGAGAAGGAAACUUGUGCUAUAUCUGGGAGAGUUGGCAUACCUGCAACCCAGUUGUUAAUUUCAAUGUAAUUUUGUAAAAAUUAGGCUUAUCUCUUUACUUUUUUUGACAAACAACCUUCAUAUUUUUAAAAGGCUAAAGGCAAGAAAUGGACAAAACAGGAUGAAUCUGCUGUUGUCAUACAGAAAUAUGCCAGACGUCAUCUGGCUAAAAAAGAGCUAGAAAAAAGGAGAAAAGAGAAGCAGGACUAUGAAGAGUUAAUGGACAAGAUUCAAAAGGAGGUUGGCUGACAUUUCAUUCUAUAAGUAAUUGACAGUAUAUUGAUCAGUUAAUCAGUAAUGAUUGUGGUUAUCCAACAUGAUUAAAACUUUGUGUUUCUCAAAAGUUUCAACCUGGUGUCAUUCAAACAAAACUAGCCAGCUUAAUAAGUAGCUUGAGCAAAGCAACAUCUUACCAAAAAAAAAAAAAAGUGAGCUCCUUUUGAAGUGCUAAAUUUACAUUUCUUUGUCUACAAGUUUUCAAAAUGUGAAAUGGAUGUAGGAAAUUGAAUGAUAAAGCAUUGCUCUGAUGUGGUAAUUGAAUUACCUUUUAAAACAGAUUAAAUUCUAAUUUUGUUGUUGGCAUGGAUGAAACAAUUGACAACAGCUUGUUGGAAGGAAAUUUUAUUUCAGGCCCUUGGGCCCGUUUCUCAAAAGUCCCGAUAAUUAACGGGCCCGGUAAGCUGUCUCCGUUUACAUUAAAGAUAGAGGUUUCAAUAGUUUUGCAUCUAACACGGUAAAACUGUCAGUUAAUGAAACAAAAUGGAGUAGUUUGCUAGCCAGGACCCGUGCUCUUAUUCUUUAUAUUUCGAUUUGAAUAUUUGAUUUCGGGCCCGUAAAGGUACAGGGACUUUCGAGAAACGGGCCCCAGGUCUUGGCUUUAUUGUUGGUCUUGCUUAUAGUGAAGCUUUACUGAAAUCCAGCAUUUGUCUGUUUGAACCCCAUUGCAUGUAGCGGUCACUAAUCUCUCCAGCAUUGCAAGUUGUCAGAGGAUGAUACCCUUAAGGCUGUGCAAUAAAGCAUUAUAAUUUGGUUCUCUAUAUUUUAUUAAUUAACAGUAAAAAAAUGCACUGAAGUAAGUAUUAUACUAAAUUGUUAUAAUUAUUAUGUUUUAAUUUUGAUAUUGAUGGCAGGCUUGGCUAAAGCUAGUGCAGAUGGAACGAGAAGAAGCAGAGCGUGAGCGAAAGAAAGAGGAAGAAGAGAGAAGAAAAAGAAAAGAAGAGGCAAAAAGAAAAAGUAGAAUUCUUGAAGCUGCCUUUGAUGGGGAUAAUGAUGAAAUUUUAACCGUGCUAGAGGAG